Messenger RNA from Pelodiscus sinensis (Chinese soft-shelled turtle), 1833 nucleotides. The record is from RefSeq and is a predicted model, not a curated record. NCBI's taxonomy places the organism in Eukaryota, Metazoa, Chordata, Testudines, Trionychidae.
CCAAGGGCCGGUUCGGCAGCAGCCACCAUGGUUGGAGGGCUGGCGGUGAGGACCUGGAUUGAGCCCGUGGUGGCUGGCGCCCAGCUAGCCAGCUCCUUUUACGACACAGGGCUGCUGCUAGUGGUGAAGAACUACUACAACCGGACCAACGCCACCGCCCCGGCGCACGUGCUGGAGGACACGCAGCAGAAAGCCAUCUCCGACUUCUACAUCAUCUACAAUUUGGUCCUGGGCCUGAGCCCCUUGCUGACGGCCUACGGCCUGGCAAAGCUCAGCGACUGGAAGGACAGGAAGAUCGCCAUUUGCUUACCACUCCUCGGCUACCUGCUCUCCCGCUCCCUCCUGCUCCUCCCCAUCCUGCUGGAGUGUCCCAUUGAGGUGAUGUUCGGGGCGGCGGCCUUAAACGGGCUGACGGGGGGCUUUACCACCUACUGGGCCGGCGUCAUGGCUCUGGGGUCCCUGGGCUCCUCUGAGCGCAGGAGGUCCCUGCGGCUGAUUGUUAUCGAGCUGACCUAUGGGAUAGCAGGCUUCGUGGGAAGCAUAGCGUCCGGGCACAUCUUUAUCCACUCCCACUUAACUUACCGACAGGGCACCGUGCUGGUGAUCUGCAGCAUUGUCUUCUAUGCCGUCUGCCUCCUCUACAGCUUCUUUGUUCUGAAAGUGCCUACGCCCGAAGGCGCCUGCCUGGUGCCCAGCAAAACCAAGGAUGUAGCUCAGCCUGACAGCCAGCUACAGGAGGAUGGGAGAACUGGAAGGAAUUCAGGCUCCUGUGAGGACGAGGGCCAUGCUCCCCAGGUACCCUCCAAACUCAUCAUUGCAAUGCUCUUCGUCGGGGCUGUCUUGUAUGACCUGGCAGUCGCUGGAGCCAUAGACGUGCUCCCACUGUUUCUGCUUAAGAAACCAUUGAGCUGGGGCCCAGUGGAUAUUGGCUACGGCAACGCAGCUGGCUACAUGAUCUUCAUUACCAGCUUCCUGGGGGUUUUUGUGUUCUCCAAGUACUUGAGAGACACCACCAUGAUCAUCAUCGGGAUGCUGUCCUUCAGCAUUGGCAUUUUCAUCAUGGCCUUUGUGCGCUGGACGUUCCUGUUUUACGUGGCUCGGUCCGUAAUGCUGUUUGCGCUCAUCCCCUUGCCAACCAUCCGAUCGGUGUUAUCCAAACAUGUCCGAGGGUCGGCCUAUGGGAAGGCAUUUGUCUUGCUGCAGCUGUCUUUAGUGAUCACUGGUGUAGCUACAUCUACAGCCUACAACAAGAUCUAUCAAAAGACACUGGACUGGUUCAGCGGGUUUUGUUUCCUUUUGUCUUGUGUCGCUAGCUGCCUAAGUAUCAUCCCCAUCGGCAUUGUGGCCUACAAGCAACGUUCAACAUCUGGCUCCUUUGAGCUCCUAGCGGAAUGAUGGCACGCCAUUGCAAGUUUUAGCUCCAAGAGGCAAUUAGAGCAUCUUGUGGUACUAGAGAGCGCAGAGGACUGAUGAUGGAUGACACAACUCUUGGGACCUGCCGCACUUUGGAUUGAGGCUGAACUGAACCAUGUUCUCUGAGAUUAUAGCAGUGCACGGGAUACCUGUCUUCUGCUUCCGGGGUACAGCAGUGGUAAACGAUCUUUUCUGGAGUUAGUCCUGCAGCAUUUGUGUUCAGAUUUAUGCUGGUGGCGGGGACGACAAGAUCUUGGCCGAUAGUGCUCAGAGUUCAAGGGUUACUACCAGGCUAAAGUUUUUUGGGCUGUAGUGUAAAGGCUGUAGACUCCCCCACCCAAAGAUACCUGCCAUCAUGCUUCAGUAGCAAUGCCUGGAGGAAACUAAGGACAAUUCAUAGGCAGGGGAGAGAGGAGGAAG